GAAAACACGCAUCAACGUUGAGUCUGACUGUGAGAAAAUUUAGUUGACAAAUUCUUAGCAAAAUUGCUGAACAAUGAGGCAUGAAGAGGAAAAUGCCAACUAGAAAAGCCAAGAGCUCAACUCUAGAGACGAUAAGAGACGAACCAGCACCGGGUCCCACCAUGCGUUGCAAGAGAUCCAGAUAUUGCAAGUGUACAGGAAUCAGACAAGAGGCUUUGUUUAGUAUGCAGGGAAGCAGUCAAGGAGGUGAGUGGACGCUGUAUCGUGAGAUUGGUGAACGAGGAGUAAAGUUUGACUGGGCUUUCGACGUUGCAGCUCGUCAUCCUGAUCAGAUUGCAGUGACGGACUACAGAGGGAAGCGAAUUGUGAUCUGCAGCAUCCACGGUAACCAGAAAAGCACAAGCCCAAUGCAACGAUGUCCGCUUCGCAUUGCAGCUGUACGCACCGACAAUAGCUUGUUGGUUCUUGAGCAUAGAGCAUCCCAUGUGAAGGUGUUGAACAUCGACAACACGCUGGUGUACAAAUCCCCAACGGUGCCACUGAAUGAGGUCGGUAAGAUUGCAGUGGAGCUCCAGAGUAUAGCGGUCAAGGAGGAUGAUACCAUCGUAGUGGGUGAUGUUGAGAGGAUGGUGUUGACUGAGCAUAACCCCACUGAUGGUGAGCUCCUACGUACAAUACCAGCCAAGAUUAAACCGUAUUUUCUGGCAAUUGAUAGCAAUGAUCGAGUUGUAAUCAGUGGAUAUAAAUCAGAUGCAGUGCAUGUAGCUGAUGGCAAUGGUGCUUCACUUUUCACCAUCCCACCCUCCCUAAAUGGACAACCAGUGCGAUACUGCGGCAGGGUAUACAUUGAUGAAUCAGGUGUCUAUGUAGCAGUCCAUAAUGGUUGUAAGACAGGUCAUAUCCACCACUAUGACACUGAUCAAGGUGGCUUUCUUAAGUGCAUCGCACAGGGGUUAGAAAGGCCCGGUGGAUUCAUAUUUACAUCAGAUGGGAAGCUGGCAGUGGCUGACUGUUAGGCCAAAAAUAGUCGGUCUCUGGUCAGACCGAAGUUCUGGAAUUGAUGCGGCGA
Molecule: messenger RNA, 1069 nt
Organism: Patiria miniata (bat star)
Lineage: Eukaryota; Metazoa; Echinodermata; Asteroidea; Valvatida; Asterinidae
Exons: 4
Coding region: 81-1016 (311 amino acids)
Biological process (GO): protein polyubiquitination; proteasome-mediated ubiquitin-dependent protein catabolic process; negative regulation of translation
Molecular function (GO): translation repressor activity; ubiquitin protein ligase activity
Source: RefSeq, a predicted model, not a curated record